Menidia menidia (Atlantic silverside) is the source of this 2020-nucleotide messenger RNA. Lineage: Eukaryota; Metazoa; Chordata; Actinopteri; Atheriniformes; Atherinopsidae. The record is from the annotation of a GenBank genome assembly.
AUCCGCCAUAAUAGAAAAGAAGAAGAAGAAGAAGAAGGAACCACAUUGACAGGCUUUUACCCGAUCGGUCUCUGACACCAGAUAUCGUAGUGUUGACUUGUGGUGGUAUUUUGCAUCUACCUUUAACAUAGAUACUAUACUUGAUUCUAGUGUGUAAACAUGUCGGCACGUAACCCUGGUACAAACCUCGAUUUGGAAAGAAUAUCCAAAGUAAUAGUGAAUACACAGGCCAUCCUGAAGAGGGCUCAGGGCAUUCAAGGACAGAAGGUCCCAAAGAAACAGUGGCAGACUGCCUGGCUACUGAAGGCUGUUACAUGUAUUGACUUGACAACUUUGGCUGGAGAUGAUACCCCCUCCAAUGUCCAUCGGCUCUGUCUUAAAGCCAUUCAGCCAGUUCGAUAUGACUUGCUCAAGAAGAUGGAUCUCCAUGACAAAGGAAUAACUACAGCAGCAGUAUGUGUAUACCCAUCUCGUGUGGCUGAUGCCAUCAAAUCACUGAAAGGAGCUAACUCUAAUCUACCCGUUGCCUCAGUUGCCACUGGAUUCCCUGCAGGCCAGACACCAUUGGAAAUACGACUGCAGGAAGUCCGCACGGCAGUGAGUCAUGGGGCUACAGAAAUUGACAUAGUCAUAAACAGGAUGCUUGCCCUUACAGGACAGUGGGAAGCUAUGUACAAUGAAAUUCGCCAAUUUCGAGAGGCUUGUGGCGAUGCUCACAUGAAAACCAUUCUGGCUAUUGGAGAGCUGGGGACAUUUACCACUGUCUACAAAGCCAGUUUGGUUGCCAUGAUGGCUGGUUCAGACUUCAUCAAGACUUCCACGGGAAAGGAGGCUGUCAAUGCGACUUACCCCAUUGCCAUAGUAAUGGUGAGAGCUAUCCGGGACUACUAUUUGUGGACUGGCCAAAAGGUGGGAUUUAAGCCAGCAGGAGGAAUCAGGACAGCACAGGAGUCUUUGGUGUGGUUGAAUCUGAUCAAACAGGAACUGGGCAAUGACUGGCUUUGCCCCCACCUGUUUCGCCUGGGAGCCAGCAGCCUUUUGGCUGACAUUGAGAGACAGAUCUACCAUCACGUCACUGGACAGUACGCAGCCUAUCAUGAGCUCCCCAUGGCCUGAGGUUGAAGUUUUCCUUUUUAGAAACCAAUACCCGCCACUAUUAAAUGAAAACAAGACUGAUCACGCCUGUCCGUAAAUCUGACAGGUACCUUUUCAGGAAUGAAUUAAUGAUAAUAAUAAUAAUAAGUGCUUUAGUGGUAAGAAAACAUACUGAUAGAUUUAUCCUGUUUCCAAUUGUUAAAUUUAAUUUCUGGCCCUCUGUAUCCUCUUAAAAAAUUAAGGAUGCUGAGUGACUCUUCCUACAUUUGAACUGAAAGUAAGAAAAAAUAGAUGUUAUUGUAUGACCUGUUGAACAAUUGUACACCCAAAAUAUUGUGGAAAUCAUAUCAAACUUUUACAAACUGCAAAAUCUGUAAUAGGCUAUUGUGGGUUUACUCAGGUAACAUAUUUUUAAAGGAAAACGAAAGAGAUAACAAAAUUUAGUUUUUAUCACUUGCACACAGGAACCUCUUGUGUUUUGUUUUCCAUGGUAGUUUUGAGCCCAGGGCAGAAAUGAACUUUCAUAACUGAAAAUAUGGUUCACUACAAUUCAACUCGCAAAUUAUUGAAUAAAACCCAUUCACAAUAAUGCCAAUUACAUGUUACCGACUGAACAACAUUAGAUGUUAGUAAUCAGUUUUGUUUUAUUAAUGACAGAAAAAAGUUUGUACAUAAUUUAGCAUUUUGAAUAAUUUGUCAGUUAUCUUUCAGUCACAUAUAGUUUAUGUUUGCACUUAUUCCAUCAUAGUCAUUGAUACCAUACAAUCUACAUUUAAAAUGUUUUUUAGAUAAAUAAUUAUUGUUGGUUUUGGUUGAUUUACAACUUUUGUUGAUUACAUUGCUAGGAAAUAAUUCUACAUUUGUUGAGCUAACAUUGAAAAACCAUUCCUUUGUAAUUGUGCCAUUGUUAAAUAAAGUUGAAAGC